GGUAUAUAUGAUUCACAUAUCGAGUUGAACGGUUAUCCAUUCUUGGACAACAAAGGAGAGUAUCCAUAUUCAACAGUGGCGAUUCAAGUGAUGAAACCUGGGGCAGGAGGUCCUCCACUUCGGGUGAUCACGCAGGAUGCGAUGACUGUGGGUGAUAUUGAGACGUUGUUGAGAGAGACGAGUUAUAACGGCUUUCCGGUGGUAAUCAGUGAGGAGAAUCUGUUCUUAGUUGGGUUCUGCACUCGACGCGAUCUGCAAAUGGCUCUGCAUUCAGCACGUAAAACUCAGCCAUACGUAGUGACCAAUUCAAUAGUGUAUUUUUCGACGAAUGUUCCGGAUGAACGAGUUGGAGGGCCGGCACCAUUGAAACUGCGAAAAUUAAUUGAUUUAGUGAGUGAUUGA
Molecule: messenger RNA, 402 nt
Organism: Anisakis simplex (herring worm)
Lineage: Eukaryota; Metazoa; Nematoda; Chromadorea; Rhabditida; Anisakidae
Source: the annotation of a GenBank genome assembly